AUGUCUGAUUAUGAGAUAAACGUGAUUUUUUCGAUAUGUCUUUCAGUAACGCUGUUGGCGCUUGGUGCAGAAUUCUACAGGCUUAUCAACGCUGUAUUUAAAGAGUUGAAAAACAACAGAGACAGAGCACUUGAAUGGCCUCAAACGCUCUCGACAAGAUGCAUUUACUUGAUUCAAGUGGAGUUUUGCUUUUUGAUCUCGUUGAUGGAAGGCGUCAACCUACUUUACUCCCUCAACGAUGUCGCCUAUGGAAAAGUUGAGUACAUAGAGGAUACUGCCGCUCCUGGAUUAUCCUUACCGUGCUUUUUGAUUGUGGCCGUAUUUUUCUUUUCUAUGUGUCAAGUCGGCUGCAUCAGAGCAUCACGGCCAUUAUCUAGAUUUCGUUCCGAGCGUGAGCUCAAGCCAGCACUUGACUUCUGCGUCUGGCUCAAUUUAUCGGAUUUACUUCAACUGUGGCUUCUAUAUUUCGGUAUUGAAAAAUUCAGCCGUAUUCCGUCUCCUAGACAUCUAACGACUUGUAUCCUUCUGAUGAGCCACGUGUACGCAGAGCUUUCCUAUGACUUCAAGUUUGCUGCAAAGCAAUUACACAGCUUGGCGAAAGAUCUUCAGAUUAUCUUUGCCUUGACGAUAGCUUCAAAUGUUUGUUUAUGUUUUCUUCACACAAUACGAUUUGGAGUACAGCUAGCAAAAUUCUUCACAAUAGACGAUUUCUCUCAAAUAGUUUCUACAACUUGCCAAAGCCAAAACGCUUACCGCUGCCUUUUCUGGUUCGACAAACUCCUUGUUGUCUUCACGGUCUUUGACCUGCUUUUUAUACUGAUUCUUGUCUACCAAAUGAAGAAAAUGGAACUCAGUCCAAAAUUACUCAACCCCGUGGUUUAUUUUGGACCGUCAGUUCCUCUUGGGGAAAUAACUCUGCGCGAAGAUCAAAAUGAGUAUCCCGCGAAAAUGUCUCUUGAACUCGAGGAAGACCAACCGAUGUAUUCCGACUCGCUUAGGCGCGCUGAAAAAUUCUUCAACUUAGCUUACGAAUGCUGCCAAUCUAACAAUCCAAAGGUGAUAAGAGAUAUUUUGGAGAGCAAUGGUGAUGACCUCGAUAUUGAAGCUCUUAUGAAAUGCGCUUCCCAGUGGGUAUCCGCGGAUGUUAUAGAUGUUCUCUACCCAAAAAUGCCUCGUUCUACAGAUCGAGAAGAUCACCUUCCACCAGUCGCUUACUUGGGACUCAACAACCAAAACGCCUCAUCAAUGUCUUUUAAACGAGUCCUGCUCCGCUUCCGGUCAUAUUUUUCGGAACCACUAGAUGAAGACGGGAACAAUCUUCUUCAUCUAUUCGCCGUCACAAACAGGAUCAAAGCAGCUGCAAUGCUGCUCGAGCUGGAUCCGUCCGUGAUACAUGGAAUCAACUAUAUGGGGCUAAGCUCGCUCGAUCUGGUGCCAAACGAAAACAUAGACAUGCGCAUUCUUCUCCUCAACAGCGGGGGUCUCCAUACAAUUCAUGGAAUCGCAAGGUUGGGAAACAUCGCUGCAGCAGAAGAUAUCAUUCAUGCAGAUAAAAGCGCUGUUUACAGUCUGAAUUCGUUUGGAGAGAGCGCCUGUCAUGUAGCGGCCAUCUUUGGACAGACAAAGAUGAUCCAACUUUUGAUUCACAGAGGCGCAAACAUCAACCAUCGAAAUGAUGAUGGUUGGACACCAUUAGAUGAAGCUUAUGCCUGUGGAAAUCACGACACUGCCAAACUGUUGCUAUCCCAUGGUGCUAGCGAUAGGAAAAUAAGACGUUCAACUGGGAGCAAGUCACAGUUCACCAGAUCUGGAACCCUCUAA
Molecule: messenger RNA, 1821 nt
Organism: Oikopleura dioica
Lineage: Eukaryota; Metazoa; Chordata; Appendicularia; Copelata; Oikopleuridae
Source: the annotation of a GenBank genome assembly